Penicillium brevicompactum is the source of this 1260-nucleotide messenger RNA. RefSeq names its product TDT family transporter. The annotation marks the transcript as partial. The record is from RefSeq and is a predicted model, not a curated record. NCBI's taxonomy places the organism in Eukaryota, Fungi, Ascomycota, Eurotiomycetes, Eurotiales, Aspergillaceae. The transcript has 5 exons. Gene Ontology annotation, cellular component: plasma membrane. Gene Ontology annotation, molecular function: sulfite transmembrane transporter activity. Gene Ontology annotation, biological process: transmembrane transport; sulfite transmembrane transport.
GUAAGAGGGGUAAUCAUGGGAGGAACAUGUGGGCAGGAAGGAUCGAGUGUCAUGGCGAGCGAAACCACCGAUGCGGUCAUUGCAGCUCCUCAACCUGACCUCAAACUCAUGGAACAGCCAACAAAGCAUGAACGAGGCUGGAGAAGGGUCGUUCGCAAUUUCACGCCGUCAUGGUUCUCUGUCACCAUGGGCACCGGCAUCGUGUCCAUGCUGUUGCACAGUCUGCCCUACAACGGAGCAUGGCUGUACUGGCUGUCCAUUGUGAUCUUCGUGUUGAACGUGUUCCUUUUCAUGGCAGGCUGUUUCAUCACCCUCCUGCGUCAUAUCUUAUACCCAGAGGUCUUCUUGGCUAUGAUCAAACACCCAGUUCAAUCAAUGUUCAUCGGCUGUUUCCCCAUGGGACUUGCAACGAUUAUCAACAUGAUCUGUGCCGUAUGUGUCCCGGCAUGGGGCCAAGGGGCCAGCUACCUUGCACUGGGUCUUUGGAUACUGGAUGCUGCGAUAUCAGUGACCGUGGCUCUGUUAUUACCUUUCAUGCUAAUGGCCCAUGGUGAGGAAAUGCAGCUUUCUUCCAUGACAGCCGUAUGGCUCCUUCCAAUCGUCAGCUGCAACGUUGCCGCUUCCACUGGUGCGGCCGUGGCGGAGGUUCUUCCCAACCUCGACUACGCUCUGUGGACCGUGAUCACCAGCUAUGUUCUGUGGGGUAUUGGACUGCCCCUUGCGUUGAUGGUCAUGGUGAUCUACCUGGCACGGCUUGCGCUCCACAAAUUGCCACCCAAGGCCGUCAUUGUCAGCGUUUUUCUUCCGUUGGGCCCAUUAGGACAGGGCAGUUUAGGAGCGACCAAACUGGGAGAAUGUGCGUGCGAUCUCUUCCCUCAAACCAAAACUCUCGAGCAGGGCUCUGAAACGAGUUUGUACACCAUUGGGUUCCUGAUCGGAUUCGCUUUGUGGUCAUUUGGACUUGUCUGGCUCUUCUUUGCAAUUGCAUCGAUCGCCUGUAGCAAAACCUUUCCUUUUAAUAUUGGGUGGUGGGGAUUCACUUUCCCACUGGGAGGGUUUGCAACUGCGACCUGCCAGAUUGGAAAGGAACUCCCUUCGGAAUUUUUCAAUAUUCUCGGAACUAUCCUGUCCCUUUCGGUGGUGAUAUUGUGGAUCGUUGUGAGUAUUGGCACUUUGAAAGGGGCAGUUUCAGGCAAACUUUUUUUUGCGCCCUGUUUAGCAGAUCUUCGGGAAGACAAGGAUGAUGGCAAGAGGGCGUGA